AUGUUCGGAUUCGGUAUGGCAGAGUCACUCUACCGGACUGCCACCAAUGCAAUGCUGACAGGCUCUACUCUACGCAGGCGAGGCCCGUGACCAAUACCAGCAGUCUUACGGGUCUGACGAUGGCAACAAGGCCGAGCUCAGCCAUGAGGUGCUCGCCGGUGGCGCAUCUUUCGCCGCCAUGAAGAUGUUCGAGGACCACCAGCGUAAGGAGGGUACGCAGCAACACCAUAUGUCCCACCGUACCAACAGAAACCUGACCUGUCUCUUCACACAAUAGGCAAGCCAGUCUCCCACCAGUUCGCCAAAGAGCUCAUCGCCGGUUUCGCUGGUGCUGAGGUCGACAAGCUCGCCGAGACCAAGGGUGCCGACUACAUCGACCGCGAGAAGGCCAAGCGUCAGGCUCGUGACAACGCCGAGCAGCUCUACGACCAGCAGUACGGCGGCAAUGACCAGUUCGACCCCGACCAGCACCGCCCCAACCGUGAGCUGGAGGACCACUUCGGUCAGUGGUAA
Molecule: messenger RNA, 513 nt
Organism: Lecanosticta acicola
Lineage: Eukaryota; Fungi; Ascomycota; Dothideomycetes; Mycosphaerellales; Mycosphaerellaceae
Source: the annotation of a GenBank genome assembly